Ochotona curzoniae (black-lipped pika) is the source of this 6494-nucleotide messenger RNA. RefSeq names its product cleavage and polyadenylation specific factor 6 (gene CPSF6). The record is from RefSeq and is a predicted model, not a curated record. Gene Ontology annotation, cellular component: mRNA cleavage and polyadenylation specificity factor complex. The transcript has 11 exons. Gene Ontology annotation, biological process: mRNA alternative polyadenylation. Lineage: Eukaryota; Metazoa; Chordata; Mammalia; Lagomorpha; Ochotonidae. Gene Ontology annotation, molecular function: mRNA binding. Bases 49 to 1818 code for a protein of 589 amino acids.
GGACCUGCAGGAGGCGGCGGCGGCGGCGGCGGCCGAGGCCGAGGGAAGAUGGCGGACGGCGUGGACCACAUAGACAUUUACGCGGAUGUGGGCGAAGAGUUCAACCAGGAAGCAGAAUAUGGUGGACAUGAUCAGAUAGAUUUGUAUGAUGAUGUCAUCUCUCCAUCUGCAAAUAAUGGCGAUGCUCCAGAGGACCGAGAUUACAUGGAUACUCUGCCGCCAGCGGUUGGUGAUGAUGUGGGCAAAGGAGCAGCCCCAAAUGUGGUCUACACAUAUACUGGAAAGAGAAUUGCAUUGUAUAUUGGGAACCUAACCUGGUGGACAACAGAUGAAGACUUGACUGAGGCAGUUCAUUCUUUGGGAGUAAAUGAUAUUUUGGAGAUAAAAUUUUUUGAAAAUCGAGCAAAUGGCCAGUCAAAGGGGUUUGCUCUCGUUGGUGUUGGAUCUGAAGCAUCUUCAAAAAAGUUAAUGGAUUUGUUGCCUAAAAGAGAACUUCAUGGUCAGAAUCCUGUUGUAACUCCAUGCAAUAAACAGUUCCUGAGUCAAUUUGAAAUGCAGUCCAGGAAAACUACACAAUCAGGACAAAUGUCUGGGGAAGGUAAAGCUGGUCCUCCAGGAGGCAGUUCACGUGCAGCAUUUCCACAAGGUGGUAGAGGACGGGGCCGUUUUCCAGGGGCUGUUCCCGGUGGGGACAGAUUUCCUGGGCCCGCAGGACCAGGAGGGCCACCCCCUCCUUUUCCAGGAAAUUUGAUCAAGCAUCUUGUUAAAGGAACUCGGCCUUUGUUCCUGGAAACUAGGAUUCCAUGGCAUAUGGGGCACAGCAUAGAGGAAUUACCCAUUUUUGGCCUAAAAGCUGGACAGACACCGCCACGUCCACCCUUAGGUCCUCCUGGCCCACCUGGCCCGCCAGGCCCUCCACCUCCUGGUCAGGUUCUGCCACCGCCUCUAGCUGGGCCUCCUAACCGAGGAGAUCGCCCUCCACCACCAGUUCUUUUUCCUGGACAACCUUUUGGGCAGCCUCCGUUGGGUCCACUUCCUCCUGGCCCUCCACCUCCAGUUCCAGGCUACGGCCCCCCGCCUGGUCCACCACCUCCGCAACAGGGACCACCUCCACCUCCAGGCCCCUUCCCACCUCGCCCACCUGGCCCACUUGGGCCACCCCUUACACUUGCUCCUCCACCGCAUCUUCCGGGACCACCUCCAGGUGCCCCGCCGCCAGCUCCACAUGUGAACCCAGCUUUCUUUCCUCCACCAACUAACAGCGGCAUGCCUACAUCAGAUAGUCGAGGUCCACCACCUACGGACCCGUAUGGUCGACCACCACCAUAUGAUAGGGGUGACUAUGGCCCUCCUGGAAGGGAGAUGGAUACUGCAAGAACACCAUUGAGUGAAGCUGAAUUUGAAGAAAUCAUGAAUAGAAACAGGGCAAUUUCAAGUAGUGCUAUCUCAAGAGCUGUGUCUGAUGCCAGUGCUGGUGAUUAUGGAAGUGCUAUUGAGACUUUGGUAACUGCAAUCUCUUUAAUUAAACAAUCCAAAGUAUCUGCUGAUGAUCGCUGCAAAGUUCUUAUUAGCUCUUUGCAAGAUUGCCUGCAUGGAAUUGAGUCCAAGUCCUAUGGCUCUGGAUCAAGAAGACGUGAACGCUCAAGAGAAAGGGACCAUAGCAGAUCACGAGAAAAGAGUCGGCGUCAUAAAUCCCGUAGUAGGGAUCGUCAUGAUGAUUACUAUAGAGAGAGAAGCAGAGAGCGAGAGAGACACCGGGAUCGGGACCGAGACCGCGACCGAGAGAGGGAUCGAGAGCGAGAGUAUCGUCAUCGUUAGAUAAGCUGAAGGAAGAGGAGCACCUUCCAAGACAAAAACAGCCUUCACGGGGAAAAUGACGCUUGUCCAGCAGUUUGCUUCUUGCGAUGAACUGAACGUGUAAGGAUUCAUGGAUAAAGUGAAUAGAUCUGAAUAAAGCAAAUCUGCGUAAAUGGUAACCAGUAGCUCUACUUUUAUUUUUUAUGUUGCUUAACUGUUUUAUUUGAAGGAAACCUGUGUGAUUUAAAAAGUUAUAGCUUUUGCAACUUUAUUACUGGUUAUAUACAUUUGGCCAUUAUAAUGUGCAAGCAAUUGGAAAAAGUCAAGUAUUUGCUUGUUUUUAUAGUAGUUUGUUCUUGUUAAAAAUGUUCAUAUGAUAAUGUCUGUAAACAGCACCACUUUGAUUACAAUAGAUGUAGUGUUGUAAUAAACUGUUUAAUGGGGCUGAUGUGUAAAGCUGUUCAAGUUAUUUGAUGUUUACACCUCAGGGAAAGUCUUGUGUUCAGCAAUAUCUAAAGAUAAUGUUACUAUUGACAACAUUUUUACUGUCCUUUAAAGAAGCAUUGCAAUAGCAGUUUUGGAUAUGCAUCAAUCUAAUCUUGUGUUAAGUGAAUUAAACAUACUAAUUAGGUGUCUUGCCCUUGGUUUUGAUAUUAGGAUAGGUGAUCACAUGGUUAUUUAAUAUUUCUAUAUUCUGCUUUUCUAGCUGUUUUUACCUAGUUAGCUUGUGACUUUGCUGAAUGAUGUGUAAACUUGUAAAAACUGAAAUUUGACAGAUGUAGCAAUUCAGUCAGUGUAUUAGGGGUCAGAACAAUUUGAGAUGUUAACAUUUCAGUUAAAAAAAACAUAUUUGGUAUGGUCAUGUGGCUGAAUUACAGCACAGGUGUACUGAAACACUUCAUUGUGAGCUGCCGGUCCUGAGGAGGGACUUUGACAAUUCUGAUUUUAUGCAGCAGUUGUUUGCUGCUUUUUGUUUUUCUUUUUAAUCGCUGGUGCUUAUGGUUUAGUUUCGAAGCCAUAGACAGUGAAUACAGUCAUACUGCAGGCUUAAGUUUUGGGUUGCCAUAGAUUUCUGAAGAAUGUGAUCCUAGUAUUUGAGUUCUAUUCUCCAAAAUGUGAGUCAUGGAAGAUUAAAGGCAUACCCUGUCUCCAUAGUUCAAGGAAGUUUGUGUUUAUUCAUACAGCCUGACUUAGCUGCAGGCUCAUAGUAGCUGCAGCUGGCUGGAGUGUGUUAGUAAUUGCAGAACUUCACAGAGGCACAAUGUUGACUCAAUCAAAUAUUUUUAUAGGAAGGUAGUUCUGAAUUACUACUUCAGAAAUUUGAAUAAAAUCCUUAAGCCAGUUAAUUUUGUUUCAGUUUUAUUUUGAAAAUCUGGUUAUUUUUGAGAGAUCUAGUGAUACACUGUUUUAAAAUAUAGCCACAUUUUUUUUAAUAACAAGUUAUUCGGUUCCCUAUGUUAGGCUGUAGACGGCUUUCAAAGAUUGGCAGUGUCGUCUUCAGUCUCAUCUUGUCUGCUGGCCAGCUGCUUCUCACAGAAUGAGCAGGCUAUUCAUACUACUGCCAGUUUUAUUUUAAGACAUUUUGUGAUUGGAAUAUUUUUGCUUGGAAUCAAUGGUGUUUACAGAACUGUGCUCUCAGAAGUGAAGCUUUUAAGAGUUUAUCUUCUUGAAAAUGCAGUUGCCUUUUAAUCGUUGAGAGUUGUAUCAAACCUGUUCAUGUGAAUAGAUGUUAUUAAGUUUUUAGCUUUUUACAUGUUUUAAUUAUGCCCUAAUGUGAAGAAGUAUGGGCAUAAAUAAAUAAACAAGGGAAAUUAGUUAAUAAAUAAAAUUAAAAGGUAAGUAAAAUGUCCAUGAGUCAGAAGUUGCUCAACUUUACGGUGGAAUCACAAAACUAACUGUACUUGAGCUUAAAAUGAAACUGGAAAUUUUGUAUUAAUUGCAUCCUUCAUUUGCGUUUUCAUUUUUUGUUUUUUAAAUCAAUGAAGCCCUUUAAUUGCUUCUUUUUGUCCCUCCUUCCCCUCUGACAGAUCUCAUUCCCUGCUUUUGUUGCAGACAAUGUGAGUGUACUAGAAUUGUUUGCUGCUAGUCCAGUGCUUUUAAGUGUUGUCAGGAAGAAAUCACUUUCUGGUUUGGCCAAUGUAAUCUGACAGAGUCCUUCUCUCCCCAGUAAUACAAAUGUACACUAGGAAAAGUAAUCAUUGCAAGAUGAUUUUAUUCUUUACACCCCUCUUGGUUAUGGGCCAAUAUUAUUUGAAGUGCUUUAAACAUUUUUUUUUCGUUGUGUAAAAGCAAUCCAAAGAGAUAAAUCUUUGCAUAGACACCAAAAAAAACAAGUGUCUCAGAGACCUUUUCAUUUAUUUCUUAACUGUAGUUGACAGAAAGGCUAAUCUUAAAUGUAUUUUAAACCAUAGCAUUUAUUGGUGCUAUGCAGUCACAUUCCUUUUGGCCAUUAUUGAAGUUAGAGAUGAAUGGUGACAGCACCUGCAUGAUACUUUGAACUGAGUGUAUUGAUUUUGGUUCAAGGAAAUAUGUUGUGGGAUUUGCAAAGCUUAUUUUUUCAAGUUUUAUAAGCAAGAUUUAGACUAAAUUGUGGCUGUUGAUCUUAAUUUCGCCCAUUUGAUGGCCCCUGUACUCAGAAUGUUCUUAAGCAGUUAACUACAAUUUGGAGUUCAUAAGUAACUUGUAGCUUAAGGUGUUAUUUUCAUUUAAUUCUCCUGUGGAGAAUAUUGCUUUAUUUUUUACUAGUUUAAGGUCAGUUCUUAAAACAAACAUGGAGGUUUUAAUGAAUGUUAUAUAAUAUUUUAUAGUGAAAGGGGAAAUAGUUGUAAGGGUAAAGAUUUUCUCUUUCCCUUAUAUGUUUAAAUGUGCCAAUCACCUAAAUAUAUACUGUUUUUAUAUGAUGCUACUGCAAGACUUUUCUGUUGGAGUGCUCUCAACAUUUUGGUUUUUCAUAUCUGAAUGAUCAUUGCAUUUUCUGUGUCAUCAGAUUGCUCCAGUUCUGUGUUUAAAGCUUCAGCUUAAGUUAUCUUAAGAGGAAGUUUAUGUUCUGAUUCUUUAUUGAGAAUACAAUAUUGAGAUUCUCAUUGUUUUAUAGAUAAUUCUUUUUAAAUUUUCCUCAUUAAGUUCAUUUACAUCCCCAUAGCCCUCUGUAAAAAUGUCUCCACCAGUUGUAUGUACUGAAAUGCACGCUUAUCCAUUGUACAUAGUAGACAUUUUUGUGCUAAAAUAUAUUAAGUGAGAUUUUUGUAGCAAAGCAUUCUAUUUUUCUGUUCUUAUAGUGUGUGUGUGUGUGUGUGUUUUUUUUUUAACAUCCUUCAGUUUAAACACUGGUGUAUUUUUUUAAGCAACUUGACUCUUAGAAGCCUUAGACUAAUUUUUAAAAUAAGUACUCAGCCAAAAAUUAUAAAUUUAUUAAAAUGUGGCCUUAUAUAUGGCAUUCCUUGAUUUUGUAACUGUGAGAUUUUUGAUUUUGAGAUAUCAAGACUCAAGGUUAAAGUCUUGUAGUUGGUUGAAUUAUAAAAUGUGUUAAAAGUGUCUAGGCUUCUGGGGGAAAGUUCUUAUACUCUUCUUUCUUGACAUUAGAAAGAAGCAAUAUGAGUUUAUGAAUAGUCAGGCCUCUGUAUCCUGUUCAGAUUGAAUUAGGUAUGUCUUAACCAGUGUUUCUUUAAACUUUCAGGUUGUUGGCAUUCACUAUUUGAGUUUGCAGCUACUGUGUUUUCCCCCAUGGGUUGUAUAUACAUGUGGUUACAUACAGAUGUUAAUGCUUUGAAGACUUCCUUAACAUCUGUUGUAAUGGGAGUCUCUUUAAACAUUAGGUAGAAUUUAAUUGAAGUCACACAGAUCUUGAAAUGGUAUUUGUGGUUGAAAAAUACUACCAAGAAUUUUUCCUGUGGGAGUAUCCUAAAACUCCACUAUGGGUGUAAAUGUUUAAUUGGACAGACCCUGCAUUUAGUGAAAGUAUCUUUUUGAAGGUGUGUUCUUUUGUCCCACUGUUACUGCGUAACGCUUCUCAAUAUUCUGUAAGUUAAAUUAUUUUCAAAUAUGGCAAAUUCCUGUUUAUUUUUUUACUUUGAAAAUUGUAGUACUCAGGUGGAAUUUAAUGGGAAAGGAUCCUUUGGAGGUAAAUCCUAAUGUAUUCUGAGGAAUGCAUCUAAAAACAUUUUAGCCUUAAAGAAAGGUCUAUUUAUUGUUCCUUCUUCCUCUCCAUCCCAUGGUAUAUUAUAGUAACUAGUUUACAACCCUGUACAGCCUUACAAAGUUGUUUUACAAUUUUAAUGGAACGUCCUUAAAAAAACAAAUGUAUCAUAUUACCAGUAUCUAUGAAUUACUGAAUCAAUUUGUAAAUAAUUUGUCCCAUAUCAGAAGGCCAAAGAAAGUCUUAAAAAUUUAGCUGUUGACUCUGGUGACUUCACAAUAAGAUUUCUGUGCAAAAGGUAAGGCAUUUCAUCAAGUAGACAUCUUUUUGGUGUCCCUGAGAACUAAACUUCCAUAUUAGCUUCUAUUAUAAAAGCGUAUUCCAUUUUAUUAAAAUGUUUGUAACUACAGUUUUGUUUUUAAUGUUUACUUUGUCUUUUCUUUCUUUAGCAUUUAGGUGACUGUUGAGCAGUUUUCUGGGUGGCCACUGUUGGCCCUAAACUGCACUAGUAACAAGCAUGGUAUUGGUCUUGUAUUGAAAAUAAAACAAGGUUUUGAUAAUA